This is a messenger RNA of Eremothecium gossypii ATCC 10895, 705 nucleotides long. It is a transcript of the gene MCP1, whose product is annotated as Mcp1p. NCBI's taxonomy places the organism in Eukaryota, Fungi, Ascomycota, Saccharomycetes, Saccharomycetales, Saccharomycetaceae. The transcript has a single exon. Bases 1 to 705 code for a protein of 234 amino acids. Gene Ontology annotation, cellular component: mitochondrial outer membrane. Gene Ontology annotation, biological process: lipid homeostasis; mitochondrion organization. The record is from RefSeq and is marked provisional.
AUGGUGUUCGGAUACAUGCCGCUGCACCUGACGAACACGCUGUUCGUGCCGCUGAUUGAGCCGACGUACGCACCGAACGAUGUGCUGCGGAUGGUGCGGGAACUGCUGCCGGCGGCGACGGACCAGGUGCUGGUGUGGACGGUGGGGGUGCAUGUGGCGGCGGGGGUGGCGCUGCGGGCGAUGAGCUGGUACCGACGGUGGACGCGGCGGGGGCGGCGGUACGUGACGCGGGUGGAGUCCGACACGUCGCCGCGACGGAUUGGGCUGAUCGGGGGGCUGUCCGGGUACUUCCUGGGGCUGAACAAGACGGUGCGGCACAACCCGCACGCGGUGUCGGGGUACUUGCUGGUGCCGUUGCUGGCUUACCACGCCGCGUUGAUGAAGUGGCUGCCUGCGCGGGCGGGCGUGGACGUGGACUUCGACUUUGUGCAGUGGCUCCUGUACGGCGGGACGGGGUCUGCGUGGACGCGCUGGGGGCUGGGGAUCAUGCCGCUAGCUGGGCUAGUGUCCGUGGGCGCGUACCACAUGUUCACCGGGCUGGUGCAGCUGUUGAGAUGGCGGUCGCUAGCGCUGCGGCGCAAGGUGUUCAACGUCGUAGUCGGGAUCAACGUGGUCGGCCUGGUGAGCCUCUGGCGGCUGAGCACGGUGCGGCCGAUCAUGAACGUGCAGUACCACCGGAUCCUGCAGCAGCUUCUCUGGCGGUGA